Messenger RNA from Portunus trituberculatus (swimming crab), 3150 nucleotides. Its product is annotated as thiamin pyrophosphokinase 1-like. The transcript is spliced from 6 exons. The record is from RefSeq and is a predicted model, not a curated record. NCBI's taxonomy places the organism in Eukaryota, Metazoa, Arthropoda, Malacostraca, Decapoda, Portunidae. Gene Ontology annotation, molecular function: ATP binding; thiamine diphosphokinase activity; thiamine binding. Gene Ontology annotation, biological process: thiamine diphosphate biosynthetic process; thiamine metabolic process. Bases 1969 to 2835 code for a protein of 288 amino acids.
ACACAGCUGCCGGUCUGACACAUUGAGAUCUUGAGCUGCCACUACUUCUUCCAUGACGAUGGUCUUUGCCGCACCAGUGUCCACCACCAAGGGACAUUAGCGGCCGUCCACCUUGCUCUCGACGACUUCAGUGCUUCCCUCGCACUGUUGUCUCACUGCCACCAGUUCUUCCUUGAACUCUUCCGACAGGUCCUGCCGCAGCCUCUUGCUGUGUUCCAAGGUGAUCUGUCUUGCUUCCCCGACUGCUGCUGGUAUCUCCUCUCGCAUCAGGUCCAUUCGUCCCACCACUGCACUCGUUUCCUGUGCCACUUUGUCCAUUCGCACAACCACUGUACUCGUUUCCUGUGCCUAUCUAGCGACCAAGUUUUCAAGCCUUUUCCAGUCACUAGGCACCGAUAUUCAGUCGAAAACUCUACUGACCGACUUACAGUUUCAGUCGCAUAUUAAAUUGACACGUGUGAGCGCCUUAAGGUAUGGCGACUGCUGGCAUUCCACAAAUCGCGCCAGUUAGGAGCUCAGUGACAGGAUGUCAAUAUACUCUAUACAAUGGUAGUGCCGAACAGUUUUCUUGUAGGAAAUGUACUAUAAGCCAACCAACCGAUGCUCCCUAGCCGCUAUGUGUGAACGUGCUCCGGCUAGCAGGGCAUUGUCGAUACUUCUAGCCUCUAGUAGCUAGCAUUUCCAGCUGCGUAUUGACAGACACGUGUGCUGAGCCUAAGGAAUAUACAAGACUUGGCUGUGCCCAAGGAUGUAUAUUCCUUGGCUCCUUCCAAAAUAAGUGCAUUUUCUAAGCCUCAUCUACCUAACAUGAUUUUUUGUAUCUCUUUCUUCUCAGAGAUUUAAUUGCGGCCAAUAACUUUAAGAUUAGCCAGAAGCCUUAUACAUAUACUGUAUGUGUAUUUACCUCCACUCUGUCUUCUAGCAUUCGCCGCAUAACAACAUGGUGCCGUAGUGAAGACAGAAUGGAAAGCGGCUUGAGAUACCAUGAAUUCUUUUUUGAGAAUGACAUGAUAGAUACGCAACCAAUAGAAGUUAUACUCUGAUUUACUGUUGCUCUCCAUUUCUAUUCAUAAGAUUUAUCGCUUGUCUCUUAUUCCUUCAUGGUGGGAAAAAGACAAGUUCUUUUAUUAAUAAUUGGCAACAGAAGCACGCCGCAAUUGUAAAUACUCCCACAUGCUGAGCAGCUGACGUAGUCUCGCCAGCUGGCGCGGUGCUCAUCUAAACUACAGGUGUGCAGCGUUCUUGACAACUUUGGUGUUACUAAACUGAACAUUGCUUGAACUACUGGCACGUAAUACUCUACAGUAGUGGUGCACGGGGAACAGGAGGCGGUCAAAGGACAACUUUACCACAUCAAUCCGGGAGGUAAGAUGAGGCUCAAGAAGAAAAAACUUGUCCUGCUUCCUGGUUGAUGUCUGCCGUGUGUCUCCUGUCUUGUUGUAAUAAUAAUGAUAAUGGUUAUUAUUCUGAUACAAAGAAACACAAAUAUCUCUAAAUAUACUAAUCUGCAACAAAAAUUAAAGAGAGAGUUUGCCAGAAAAAUCUAUGCAUUUAUAAAUUAGCUGCUUCUUCCCAUCAGUGUAGGACGAGUGUUUCUUACUAUUUUCAAGAAAAGAAUCAUAAUUUGUCAUAUUUAGUUUACAGUCCCACUUCAUAUGUAAUCUUAGAGUCAUUAAUUGUUAUUUCCAAAACCUAGUAAAAAUAUGUAUCUGUUCCAGUAUCAGAUCUUAAUCCUUGCUAUCCUAACAUUAAACCACAUAUAUGUACUCUUAUUUUGUCCUCUUACCUGUGGCUUCCCUUCCCCAUGCAUCACAUGGAGGAUAGCAAAGCAAAGCCACACUCAGCUGAUGUGCCAGCCCAUAAACAGUUUCAUGAAUAAUAAAAGCUAACAGCAAGAACUGGCUGGAAAGUGCAUCAUAAGCAGAAAUAUAUAACUGUCUGGUAGAGCCACAAAACUGUUACACAGGGAUGGAGAACGGUAUUGAGGAGAAGAGUAAUGAAACAGAAGUAUUCUGGCAGCCUGAAAAUUACUACUGUCCACGCCCUGAAGUGCACUCUGCUGUUAUCUUGCUCAACAAUGGAAUCUCAGAGGCCAAUGUGAAGAGUGUGCUGCAGUGGUGGUGCAAUGCAAGCUUACGGAUUUGUGUGGAUGGCGCCACAAAUCACUUCCACCAUCUCAUGUGGCAGCAGCAGGGUGCUGCAGCCUGCCACUGUCCAUGUCCUCUCCCAGAUGUCAUAUCAGGGGACUUUGAUUCCAUCCAGCCUGACCUGCUUAAGCUAUACUCAGCUGAGGGCGUCACCAUUGUGCCCACGCCAGAUCAAAAUGAGACAGACUUCACUAAGGCAGUGCGGGUAGCAGCCAGCCUCAUCAGGGAGCGUCAAACCAGUGUGAACCACAUCCUGGUAGUGGCUGGCUCAAACAACAACAGGUUUGAUCAUGUCCUGGCCAUUGUGGCAACACUGUACAAGGCAUAUCAAAUCACAUCAACGCCUGUAGUGGUGGUGUGGGGAGGGAGCCUCUUCUGGGUGCUGGGAGCGGGCCGGCACCGCAUCCAAGUGUCUGCAGAGCUGUGCUGUAAUCCUUCAUCCAGUUGGUGUGGUCUGGUACCAGUGGGCCAGGCUGCCACUGCCACCACCACUGGUCUUAAAUGGAAUCUUGAUCACCAAACUCUUGCAUUUGGCCAGCUGGUGAGCACCUCCAACACUUACCAACUUCCUCCUGGUGGUGGUGAUGUGACAGUCACCACUUCAGAUCCUCUACUAUGGACUAUGGGAUGGAUGGCUGAACCUGGCCCCUUCAAACGAAAGUACUCAGAGCUUCAGAAUGGCUUCUGAAUUGAUGCUGAAAAGGGACAUAAAGAAUGAGUUGUAUAUUCUGAAUGACUGGUUUAAGCUUUUAGUAUUGAAUGUCCUUGCUUUUAAGGAGACUGUUUUAAGAUGAUACUAUGAAUUUUACAGCACAAUGUGACUUGUUAAUCUCACCAGAAGUUACUGAUGACAUUCUUUUGCCUUAGAAGUGACAGGAUCACUCAUAAUUAAGACUGCUUGAGGUUAUGUAUGUAGGAGAGAUGAUCUUUAGGUGACACUGCAUCUUAUUAAUGCCCAUCUCCCUCAGCAACUGAGGGCUGUUUAUAUAUAUAUAUAUAUAUA